UUUGUAUUCUCGGAUCUUAAAACAGAUCUUCACCAUCACCAGAUUAUCCACCAUUAACACCCACUUCACUCAGAGCCCAACAGCUGUGUGGAGCGCUCUCUCAGGGCUGUUUUCAUUGGUUCCCUGCUGUGGUUCAGGACCAGUACAGCACCUUGGUUUUCCUGGCGUGGCCGUACUACCUGCUGAUUAUUUCUGAAACGCUUUAUUUCAGGUGACGCGGCCGACAGCUGAGCGUCCAGAAAUGCGAGUGUCAAGGUUACGCGGGGGCUAUUCUGUCCUCUCUGGCAUCUCUCGGCCAGCGUCGCAGGGUUUGUCAGCUCUAAUAAUAGUGUGGAUCAGGUUCAGCAGCCCGUCACAAUCCCUGUGCUGCUGGGAGGAAGAGGAGGAGGAGCUGCUUCACUCUUUGUCUUUGCUCGGAGACGCUGAGAGUCGCUGAAGCGUUUUGAUGAUCGUUCCUUUAGAGUCUUUGUUCUUUCGGAUUGUUUUUAUCUCGUCUGUCGCUUCGUUGACUUCCUCCUUGAACUCUUAAAGCUGCUUUUUUGCCUCGUUUUCUUCAAGCACGCCGUCACCUUCUUGAGAAGACUCCGAUAGUUGUGGGUGGUGCCUCCGCCCAUGGAGCGAUACCGCCACUACGCCAGCUCCUACACCUCCUCUCCUGGUGCAGCUCAUGUAGAGGAGAUCCACGCCGAGGAGGAGGAGGUGGAGGAGGUGAUGUACACCGAAGAGGAGGUGGAGCCGCUGUUAAAGGAUGAAACGCAGCCUCUGCUGCAGGAGACAGGAGGCGUGGAGGGGGAGGAGGAAGUGACACGUGCACAGAAGGAAGUGCAGCCUGUUGUCCAGGAGACAGAGGGGAAGACGGUGCCGGUGGAGAGCAAGAAUGGAAAGAGGACAGAGGGAGGAGGCGGAGGAGAUGCAGGUGGAGGCCCGAAGUACUCCGUGUUCACCUGGUUUGUGGUCCUGGGUCUGCUGGGCGUCUGGAGCUCUGUGGCCGUGGUCUACUUCGACAUCGUGGACUACGACGCCGUGAUCGCCAGAGCUAAGGAGUUUCGUAUGAACUUUUCUGAAGUUUUACAAGGUAAACUGACGGCCUACGACACAGACGGAGACGGAGACUUUGACGUGGAGGACGCCAAAGUUCUGCUCGGCCUGACCAAAGAUGGCAGCGGUAGUGCGAAUGCCGAGUCGCUCGAGGAGGUUCUUAAUAUUUUAGCUGAGGAGGGCUCUGAUUGGAUCUAUGGCUUCUUCACCUUCCUUUAUGACGUAGUGUCCUCGCCCUUAGAGCCAGGUGAGGAGGAGGAAGCGGCGGCCUCUGAGAUGAUGGAGGAGGAGGAGGAGGGCGGGACAGCCUCCUCGGAUGACGGGGAGGUUAAAGGGGUCAUACUGGACCUCCAGAACCAAUAGCAGAGACACAGGCGGUAGGGAGGCUGCCUGGUCCCGACCAGACUGGGAUGUGCUGUAGCCCAGUAUGAUUGGAGGAGGCCAAACAGGGCAGACUGGUUUUAAUUUAAUAAAUCCGAAACACCACAAGCAGGAAGAACUGAAGGCUGAAGUGAUUCCAGAUAACGAUCGACGGGAUUCGUUUGUUUGACAUUAACAGAUUUUCUCCAUCAGAUAAAAAUGUCCUGCGAGGUCAGAGGUCAAACGGUAAAGCAGGUGCUAGAGGCAACUGGAGGAAUUUUUAGGGACGAUAACGAGUUUGAAUUGAACCCAGCUGUUACCUCCGCUCUCAUUCAUGAUACAUUUUAAAACAGGCAGAAGACGUAACGACCGACCGUGAACAAAACGAGAGCUUUGGUGCUGUAGCUGCACCGUACGGAGGUUCGAAAGUGCCAGGGUAACAAAGUAAACAAGGCAGUAAAUAAUUCACAAUAUAGAAAUAAAAUACUACAAGACACCACUGACAACCAGUCAAAGGGAAGCCAAUAAAAAAUAAUUCAAUAGAAAAAUUCAGAAUUUAUUCAAAAGGGAAAGUAAUUAUUGUCACGUUUACUUAAACUAUAAACACCUUUAUUCAUUUCUGUAUAAUUUAUGAUGCAUUUAACAGUGAAAUAUUCAAUAUAUUAGUUAUUUAAUUUAAUUAAUGUUUACAUGUUUGGUCCUCUGUAUAAGCAUUAUGUAAUAUAAAAUCAGUUAUCCUAAAAUAUCUGUGGUCACAGGUCACGAUCUUUGAUGUCACAGAGGGCAUUUAUCCUCUUUACUCACCUUUAUUUUCUCAUUUUUGUACGCAGCAUAAAUGUGUUUGUGACUUAUUUUAUUGUAAAGUGCUGGACUUGGUGCACAAACACAUUUGUGCGUAAUGUAUUUGAGCCCAUAAGCUGUUGUGAUUAUUUUCUCUGCACACUGUGUGUCUGCGUUUCGGUAACAAAAAGCAGGGCUGUGAUGUCACGCGGUUUCAUUCAGGUCAGUUUUAAAAUCUUUACGGCGAUGUUGCUAAAACUGAUCAGAAAUCUGUCGUUGGAGUAGUUUGGAGCUUAUUCGUGGUGCGUGCUUCUGCGUUGUUACGUAUCGAUCAGUUUGCAGUCGUUUCAUACCAGUGGCGCAGAAACACAACUCGGACUUUUGUGAGGUCACUUGGGAGUUUCCAGGGUUAUAAAGAAGGUUUGCUGUUUGUGGUAACUUGUGCUGCUGGUCUAACCUGCUGCACAGCUGAUUGUUGCUGAGAUAAGAGAUCAGCUAGUAUGAAAUCACCACCUCAAGUCCUGCCAUGAUCCCUCAGAGCUCAGAGCGUAAGAGGACCAAAGAUUGUUGGGUGUAAAAACAUGGUCACUGUUCUAUAAGCUCAGAAAUCCUAAAAUAGAGCACUUACCGCUCGUAUGUGUUGACUUGUUCCCCAUUUAUCAUCAGCACGAUUGCAGCUGAAGGUCUGCUUUCUAAACUCUGCACAGGUUUAAAUUAAAUUAAUGCAAUUUUAGCUGUAGCUGUGUCAUCAUGAGAGCUGUGAUAGUAAUGAGUCUGUUAGCUUACAGCCCUUCCUGGCUUUAAAUAAACUUUAUUAAUAUACA
This is a messenger RNA of Neolamprologus brichardi, 3002 nucleotides long. NCBI's taxonomy places the organism in Eukaryota, Metazoa, Chordata, Actinopteri, Cichliformes, Cichlidae. The record is from RefSeq and is a predicted model, not a curated record.